GUGUGAACAGGACUUUUGUUUUGGUACGAUUAUGUGACGUCACAAGGCUGCGCCGCGCACCUGCAUCUAUUGUGAUUCUGCUGAAGAAAGCUUAUUUGAAGGGGGGAUUCACUCUUCAUUCUACACAGAUUCACUCUUCUCUCUGGAUCUGUCAAGUGACAAUGACACUUUUUAAUGCAUAUAAUAAGACACUGAUGCUUUGAAUAGAAAGUAAAGCAGGUCAGAGUGUCCAAACACACAAAAAAACUCCUGGUGAAGCAAAGGAGAUCCUUGUGACACACUAUUAUAAAGAUGGAAUUUAUUAAAGAGGAGAGUGAAGACAUGAAAAUUGAAGAAGAAUUCAAUUUGAAACAAGAAGAAACUGAGAAACAAACAAAGAUGUCGUUUAUUAAAGAGGAGAUUGAAGACAUGAAGAUUGAAGAAACAUUCAGUGUGGAACAAGAAGAAACUGAGGAAAAAACAGACCUGACGGCAUUGAAGGAGGAGAGUCAAGAACUCAAUGAAGUGGAAAGAAAAAUCAGUUGAGAUAAAUCAAGAUUUCAUAACUGGAGAAAAAUCAAAGACUAAAAAUUUCCUCACGAAAAAGAGCCCAGAAGACCAAAUCUGAUAGUUCUAAUCUUGCACAAAAACAAAACCUUGAAAUCCACAGAUUUCACACUGGUGAGAAGCCUUACACCUGCAAACUGUGUAUGAAGAGCUUCUCACAAACAGAAAGUUUUGAGAAUCACAUCAUAAUUUGCACAGAAGAGAAGCUGUUUGAAUGUGGUCAGUGUGGAAAGAGUUUCUAAGGAAAAGCUUAAUUACCACAUGAGGAUUCACUCAAGAGAGACCUGUUUUAGAUGUGGUCAGUGUGGAAAGAGUUUCCAAUCAAAUAAAAAACUUACGUCUCACAUGAGAAUUCACACAGGAGAGAGGCCUUUCACCUGCAAACUAUGUGGAAAGAGCUUCUCACAAAAAGGAAAUAUGAAUACUCACAUGAAGAGUCACACUGGAGAGAAGCCAUUCACAUGUGUUCAGUGUGGAAGGAGUUUCACACGUAAAGGAGCCCUCAAUUCGCACAUGAGUCUUCACACUGGAGAGAGCCCUUACAACUGUAAACUGUGUGGGAAGAGUUUCACAUUAAAGGGAAAUCUUAACACUCACAUGAGAAUUCACACUGGAGAGAGGCCGUUCAUAUGUGUUCAGUGUGGAAAAGGUUUCAAAUGUAAAGAGACGCUAAAGUACCACAUGAACAUUCACUCAAGGGAGAACUCCUUUAUAUGUCAGCAGUGUGGAAGCAGUUUCACAGACAAGAAUCACCUUAAGAAACAUGUAACAACUCACACUGGAGAAAAGCCUAAUAUGUGCUAUCACUGUGGAAAGAGUUUCACAAUCAAAGCAUUGCUUAGGAAACACAUACGAGUUCACACUGGAGAGAAGCCUUUCACCUGCCCUCAGUGUGGAAAGAGUUUCAGAUUUAAAGUAAACCUUCAGACUCACAUGAGAGUUCACUCUGGAGAGAAGCCUUUCACCUGCCCUCAGUGUGUAAAGAGUUUUAGAUUUAAAGGAAACUUUAACAGUCACAUGAGGUGUCACAUGUCUUCAGUGUGAGAAGAGUUCCAGAUAUCACCAGGGAAAGAAAUUGCAGAGUGUGGCAAGAGGUUCAUGAAAUAAAGCCAUUUAAAAAAUCACCUGCACACUUUCUCAGGAAAUAGUUGUUGAAAGGGUUCAACCAAAAUUGAAAUUACUGGUUAUUACUGGUUAGUCAUUAAUUACUCACCCUCAUGUCGUUCCACACCGGUAAGACUGAAAAAAUUAAGAUAUUUUGGUAACACUUUAUUUUGAUAGUCCAUCUGUUGACACUCUACUAGUUAUCAGUACUCAUAUAGUAGCAUGUCAACAGUGCAUCAGUUGACAUUCAACAACAUUGUUUCAACAGACAAGUAACAUACAUUCAGCUAACUGUCUGUAGAUUAUAAGGCACAUUUUAAUUUCUAAUCUAUAGAUUUUACAAAAAGUACAUGCUGACUGUCUUUUUUUUUUUUUUUUUUCCUUCCACAGAUAUUUUUUAUUUUUAUUAUUUUUUUUUUUUAUUUAUUUAUUUUUUUUUAUUUGACAAGAAUGAUUCUGAGCAUUGAACACAAUAUAGAACAAUACAGCUUCACAGGACAGUCAUCUAUUCUCAACCAAAUCAAAAGGAAAAGAGCAAAGGAGGAGAAAAAAAAAAAAAAACCAGCAACAAAACAGAGAUAAAAUAAAGCAAUAAAAAUAAAAA
Megalobrama amblycephala (Wuchang bream) is the source of this 2254-nucleotide messenger RNA. RefSeq names its product gastrula zinc finger protein XlCGF49.1-like. The transcript is spliced from 4 exons. Gene Ontology annotation, biological process: regulation of transcription by RNA polymerase II. The coding region runs from base 808 to 1590 and encodes 260 amino acids. Gene Ontology annotation, molecular function: RNA polymerase II cis-regulatory region sequence-specific DNA binding; DNA-binding transcription factor activity. The record is from RefSeq and is a predicted model, not a curated record. Lineage: Eukaryota; Metazoa; Chordata; Actinopteri; Cypriniformes; Xenocyprididae.